Molecule: messenger RNA, 1084 nt
Organism: Xenia sp. Carnegie-2017
Lineage: Eukaryota; Metazoa; Cnidaria; Anthozoa; Malacalcyonacea; Xeniidae
Product: uracil-DNA glycosylase-like
Exons: 5
Coding region: 1-516 (171 amino acids)
Biological process (GO): base-excision repair; base-excision repair, AP site formation via deaminated base removal
Cellular component (GO): mitochondrion; nucleus
Molecular function (GO): uracil DNA N-glycosylase activity
Source: RefSeq, a predicted model, not a curated record
AUGAUCGAUUUGGCGGAGAAAAUUGCUACGAGUGUUGUCAUGGGCUCCGUAAAAUCUAUAACAGGAUGUUCAAAUAAUUUCAUUUCUUGUAGUUUGAAAAAUAUAUAUAAGGAAGUUCAAGAUGAUAUACCAGGAUUCACGAUUCCAACUCAUGGUAAUCUGACAGGAUGGGCCAAGCAAGGUGUUCUGUUACUUAAUGCUUGUCUCACAGUUAGAGCAAACAAUCCCAACUCACAUAAAGAUCAGGGAUGGGAGACGUUCACUGAUGCUGUGAUCAAGUGGAUCAACAAUAACCUUCGAAAUGUGGUUUUUCUUUUGUGGGGUUCCUAUGCGCAAAAGAAAGGUGCUUGCAUUGAUAAGAAGAAACAUUGUGUUUUGAAAUCAGCCCAUCCAUCUCCCCUCUCGGCUUAUCGUGGUUUUUUUGGCUGCAAACAUUUCUCCAAAGCAAAUGAGUAUCUCAAGAAGAUGAAAAUAACGACAAUAGAUUGGUCAAGUCUUCCUGUUGAUGCCCAGUGACCAUGAAAUUGACAUGUUGAACAGAAAUGUUAACAACCAGAAGACUAAUGUGAAAAUGUCACAUAACUUUAACGUUGCUAAUCAGUACCCUCAAAUCAAUAUUUCUGACUUAGGGCCUCCAUAAACUAAGUAUUUUCUUGUCUACAACUUUUCAUAGUCGACAACUAAAUGUAGUUGACAAACAACACUUUUUGGUUAUUGCGGUUUCCCUUGCAAAAAUGAGAAAUUGCUUUGUCGACAACUACAGUUUUACAUUUUCAGUUGCCGACAACUUAUUUAGACGGUGUUUCUUGUUAGUCGACUACAUUUAGUUUUUGACUGUGAAAAGUUGUUGACAACAAAAUACCCAGUCUGUGGAGGCCCUAAGUUUCAAAGUUGGCAUCAAAAGAAAUGUCGAAAGUGACGUGUAAAACGCACAAUAGUUAUUAGUCUGAAAGAUUUGUUUGUUUUCAUUAUGUUACGUUGCGAAUGAACGCUAUUAAACUGCUUUCGUAUUACAGAUAGUUAAUGAAAAUAUUAUUGUUAUCGAUGAAAAAAUUAUUGUAUGAUUAAAUUUAUAUUUUAUGUA